Molecule: messenger RNA, 2170 nt
Organism: Aquila chrysaetos chrysaetos
Lineage: Eukaryota; Metazoa; Chordata; Aves; Accipitriformes; Accipitridae
Product: hydroperoxide isomerase ALOXE3-like
Exons: 13
Coding region: 135-2138 (667 amino acids)
Biological process (GO): linoleic acid metabolic process; lipid oxidation
Molecular function (GO): iron ion binding; protein binding; oxidoreductase activity, acting on single donors with incorporation of molecular oxygen, incorporation of two atoms of oxygen
Source: RefSeq, a predicted model, not a curated record
CACGGGGCUCGCGGUACGCAAACCACCCAAACCGGCGGGUUUCCGCCCCAAAAAAAAAACCCCUCGCCCCUACGGCCAGUUGCUUUUUGAAGGCAUCUCUUGGACGUUGCCGUGAGUCUUCGGUGGAGCUCGCCAUGGCCAUCUACAAGGUGAAGGUGGCAACGGGCGACAUCCUCAAAGCCGGAACCAAAAACUCCAUCUCCAUCACCUUGGUGGGCAGCCGUGGCGAGAGCCACCAGACGACCAUCAAGUACUGGUUCCUGCCGGGGACGGAGAAGGAUCUGACCGUGCGCUGCGAGCAGGACCUGGGGCCCAUCGUCCUCAUCCGCCUUCACAAGUGGCGGCUCUUCUUGGAGGACGCCUGGUUCUGCAAGGACGUUCGCGUGACAGCCCCUGACGGCACCCUCUACCGCUUCCCUUGCUACCAGUGGCUGGAAGGGGUCAUCACGGUGGAAUUCCGGGAGGGUUCUGGGAAGAAGCUGGCGGACGAUGAGCUGGAGAUCCUCAGGGAGCAUCGGCGGCGGGAGCUGAAGGAGCGGCAGGAGGCUUACCAGUGGAAGACCUUCGCCGAGGGCUGGCCCCGUUGCCUCAACGUGGACUCGGUCCUCGAGCUGGACUCCAACGUUCGGUUCUCCUGCGUGAGGGCCACCAACUUCAACGGUCUUCUCGUCUUCCAAGCGACCUCCCACCUUCUGGCAGGGUUCCUGUUGAGAUCCACCUCCUGGAAAAGCCUGGAUGAGAUGCGCAGCAUCUUCUCCCGGACGAAGGGCAGGGAGAUCGUCCCCGAGUACGUGGCCGCGCACUGGCGAGAAGACGACUUCUUCGGCUACCAGUUCCUCAAUGGCAACAACCCCAUCGUCAUCCGGCAAUGCGCGGCACUGCCGGCCAAAUUCCCGGUGACGCCGCAGAUGGUGGCCGACUUUUUGGGUGGCGGCACCGACCUGGACAAGGAGAUGCGAGAAGGUCGGAUCUUCAUCGUGGACUACGACGUGUUGGACGACAUCCCGGCCGGCACCAUCCACGGACGCCAACAAUACAUCGCCGCCCCGCUCUGCUUGUUGCACCAGGGCGCCGACGGGCUCCUACGCCCCAUCGCCAUCCAGCUCAGCCAAACGCCGGGACCCACCAGCCCCGUUUUUUUGCCGAGCGACGCCGAGUGGGACUGGCUGUUGGCCAAGACUUGGGUGCGCAACGCCGACUUCUACAGCCACCAGCUCCUCACCCACCUCCUGAGGACCCACCUCUUCGGCGAGGUCUUCGCCGUCGCCACCCUACGCCAACUGCCGUCCUGUCACCCCAUCUUCAAGCUCCUCAUCCCCCACUUCCAUUUCACGUUGCACAUCAACACGUUGGCCCGCAGCGUCCUCAUCAACCCUGGCGGCAUCAUCGAUAAGUCCUCGGGUGCCACCUACGAGGGACUGCUGCUACUGGUCCGACGGGGCUUGGAGAAGGUGACCUACGCCUCCCUCUGCCUCCCCGAUGACAUCCGCCAACGCGGCAUGACCCAAAUUCCCAACUACCGCUACCGGGAUGACGGGAUGAUCCUUUGGGAAGCCAUCCGGUCGUUCGUCUCCGCCAUCGUGGAUUUUUACUACAAGGAGGACGCGGCGGUACGCGAGGACGCCGAGCUGCAGGCGUGGGCGAUGGAGAUCUUCGUCAACGGUUUCUUGAGCAGGACGUCUUCGGGUAUCCCGUCCUCGCUGCGGACGGUGGCGGAGCUCGGCAAGUUCCUCACCAUGGUGGUGUUCACCUGCUCGGUGCAGCACGCGGCCGUCAACAACGGGCAGUACGACCUGGGAGCCUUCGUCCCCAACGCUCCCUCCUCCAUGCGCCACCCGCCGCCAACGGCCAAGGGCAAGACCUUCCUCCAGCACUUCCUCGACACCCUCCCCGAGGUGGACACCACCGCCAACAUCCUGGUGGCCCUCAUCCUCCUCAGCUCCCGCCUCGAUGACACGAGGCUGCUGGGACAAUACCCGGAGGAGCGUUUCACCGAGGCGGAACCUCGCCGGAUCAUCCGGACCUUCCGGGGGGAGCUGGAGGAGAUCCGCGACCUCCUGGAGGAGAGGAACCACGUGGCCACGCUCAGAUACAACUACCUCAACCCGCUGGAGACCGAGAACAGCAUCUCCAUCUGAGUGGGGGGGGCGCUCCCCACUCCCAGCAUCGC